AUGAAAACGACGCCUCAUCAUCUUCAUUCAACUGGUGUGAUGGUACUAUCUGCACAUCGAAGUGACUGGAAUUAUGUUGAUUUUGGUCCCGAACUAUGGUUACAACGUUAUCCAAAUUAUGCUGGACAACAACAAUUACCAAUAAAUAUUGUAACACCAUGUACAAUUUAUAGAGAAUUUCCACCGUUUAAUUUCCGCAUACUACACUAUGAAAUAAUGGACGUACAAUUGUAG
This is a messenger RNA of Didymodactylos carnosus, 234 nucleotides long. NCBI's taxonomy places the organism in Eukaryota, Metazoa, Rotifera, Eurotatoria, Philodinida, Philodinidae. The record is from the annotation of a GenBank genome assembly.